UAAACCACCUGCCGGUGGCGCUGUUUUUGGAUAUGACUGACCCCGCGCUUCUUCUUCUACUUCUGCGGGUUUGAGUUUUCUUUCUCUUCCGGUUGUCGUCUGUUCGUGUGGCAGAUAAACCAGUGUCGAAAUGGCAAAGUCUAAGAAUCACACAACCCACAACCAGUCUCGUAAAGCCCACAGGAAUGGCAUCAAGAAGCCCAGAUCUGAGCGUUAUGAGUCUCUGAAGGGGGUGGACCCUAAGUUCCUGAAGAACAUGCGCUUUGCUAAGAAGCACAACAAGAAGGGCAUGAAGGCGGCACAGAAGGCAGUGCAAGCGAAAUAGUCAUCCGGUCCCCUCCAUGUUUUCAAUGUUCCAUAGACUGUGUUUCCACCAUCACAAUAAAGCUAUGCUUUGUUAACACACAAA
Molecule: messenger RNA, 409 nt
Organism: Eleginops maclovinus (Patagonian blennie)
Lineage: Eukaryota; Metazoa; Chordata; Actinopteri; Perciformes; Eleginopidae
Gene: rpl29
Product: ribosomal protein L29
Exons: 4
Coding region: 131-325 (64 amino acids)
Biological process (GO): cytoplasmic translation
Cellular component (GO): cytosolic large ribosomal subunit; ribosome
Molecular function (GO): structural constituent of ribosome
Source: RefSeq, a predicted model, not a curated record